Messenger RNA from Xenopus laevis (African clawed frog), 6850 nucleotides. It is a transcript of the gene nos1.L, whose product is annotated as nitric oxide synthase 1 L homeolog. Gene Ontology annotation, cellular component: sarcolemma; dendritic spine; cytoplasm. Gene Ontology annotation, biological process: signaling; negative regulation of monoatomic ion transport; nitric oxide biosynthetic process. The transcript is spliced from 29 exons. The record is from RefSeq and is a predicted model, not a curated record. Gene Ontology annotation, molecular function: oxidoreductase activity; NADP binding; flavin adenine dinucleotide binding. Bases 689 to 4936 code for a protein of 1415 amino acids. NCBI's taxonomy places the organism in Eukaryota, Metazoa, Chordata, Amphibia, Anura, Pipidae.
AAUAUGCAGUCAGCAGCAGGACUAGGGGGCUGUGUAUAGAAAGGACAAGUUAGAAGUGCCAUUGGAUUGCAUGGGAAGCGCUAAUAAUACUGGCGAGUGCUGAUUGCUGGAGAGGCAGCAGUGAUCAGGCAGAGCGCUCUGUUAUCCAUAGACACACGCAGACUCCUCCGUGCGCUCUCCAAGGUGCUGAAGGGAAGCGCCUCUCGCUGUCUCUGCUCCCAGCCAUGUCCUAAGAGCCGAGGGGAGGAUGAAGCAAGUAGCUACACCAACUUCAAGAAGACAUUGAACGAAAUGACUGCAAGAAUAUCUGAAGAUUAAGGAAGCAUUCUGAUCAAGUUACUGCCAUUGAAAGCAACGGGCAACUUCUGAGAAGAGACUUCGGUUUUGUUUGGUUUAAGGGUUGCCUCGGAAACAGAGACUUCUCUCGUCUUUAAAAUUAUAGCCUGCUUAUAGCACAGCAUGCUUACUGAAAAUAGGAUGAAAACAUAAGACAGAUAAAAAUUAUGCAAAGUCACCUGAGAAUUAAGGGUAGUGUUUAGAUUUUCAAAUCGGAAGCAGAAUUCUUUAAACAUCUGUCCUACAGCCUCAGUUAAAGAAAUAAACUCCCUGCAAUUGCUAUUUUUAGGUCAGAAAACUGAAUUAAGCUGUAGUCGCUGACACUGUUUCAUAGACAAUAAAUAAGAUUACAAUGGAAGAAUAUGAGUUCAGCGUUAAACAACUGCAGCCGAAUGUUAUAUCUGUGCGCCUCUUUAAGCGCAAAGUAGGAGGGCUGGGAUUCCUGGCUAAGCAAAGGAGGAACAAACCACCUGUAAUUAUUUCUGAUUUAAUUCGGGGAGGAGCAGCAGAACAGAGUGGGUUGGUGCAAGUAGGGGAUAUUAUCUUAGCUGUGAAUGAUAGGCCCCUUGUAGAUGCCAGCUAUGAAAGUGCCCUGGAGAUACUGCGUAGCAUUUCUUCAGAGACUUUUGUUGUACUGAUCCUUAGAGGUCCAGAAGGAUUCACAACCCACUUGGAGACCACCUUUUCUGGAGAUGGAACACCCAAGACCAUUCGAGUCACCAGACCUCUUUGUUCUAAGUCCAAGUCAGCUGAAUUGACAAGUCAGAGCCUUUAUAGCAAAGAUCACAUGGUGGACAGUGCCACAAGUUCAGCUGGCUCUUCUUGGCAGGAGGUUCAUCAGCUUCUUAACUUGAAUGGACUUGAUGGUGGUAAAGGUGAUGACAUCAGCAUCAGCCCUAGCCUUAACAGAGGAGAAAAGGCUAAUGACAUAUUGAAAGAAAUCGAGCCAAUCGUUAGCCUUCUACAGAAUGCAGGAAAGGAGCUAAAUGGGGAUGAACAUCGAAAUGUGGAGCAAAAGGAUGCGGAAGUUCAGGUUGAAAGCAACUCGCAGACACAGCCGAGUAUGCAGAAGGACCAAGUCAAUGGUAUCUGGAAAAACAACAACAAGAUGCCCGUGGUUUUAAACAAUCCAUAUCUGGAGUGUGAGCAGGUCACAUUAACUGGUAGACAUUCCCCUGCAAAGAGCCAAGUGAAUGGAAGUCCAUCCAAAUGUCCUCGUUAUUUGAAAAUUCGUAAUUGGGAUUCAAACACUACACUUAAUGACACCCUGCACAGCAAGGCUUCCAUGCCAACACCCUGCACGCAACAGAUAUGCAUGGGAGCCGUAAUGACACCCCCACAUUAUGUUCGCAAACCAGAGGACAUUCGGACCAAAGAAGAGCUUCUUCCCCUUGCUAAGGAAUUUAUUGACCAAUAUUUCUCAUCAAUUAAAAGGUUUGGCUCUAAGGCACACAUGGACAGACUACAAGAAGUGACAAAGGAGAUUGAAGCCACAGAUACCUAUCAGCUACGGGAUACAGAGCUUAUUUACGGAGCCAAGCAUGCCUGGAGGAAUGCAUCCAGAUGUGUGGGGAGAAUCCAGUGGUCAAAACUGCAGUUAUUUGAUGCUCGAGACUGCACCACUGCUCAUGGGAUGUUCAAUUACAUUUGCAACCACAUUAAAUAUGCCACCAACAAAGGCAACCUCAGAUCAGCAAUCACUAUCUUCCCCCAAAGAACGGAUAUGAAGCACGACUUUAGAAUCUGGAAUGCUCAGCUUAUUCGCUAUGCUGGAUACAAACAGCCUGAUGGUUCGGUGCUGGGAGACCCUGCAAAUGUAGAAUUGACAGAGAUCUGCAUUCAACAGGGCUGGAAGGCCCCUCAUGGACGCUUUGAUGUACUACCUCUAAUGCUCCAAGCAGAUGGCAAUGAUCCUGAAUUGUUUGAGAUCCCUCCUGAACUGAUAAUGGAAGUCAACAUAAGGCAUCCAAGACUAGAGUGGUUUAAGGAUCUGGGAUUAAAGUGGUAUGGACUGCCUGCUGUAUCCAACUUGCUGCUGGAAAUCGGAGGCUUGGAAUUCAGUGCCUGUCCCUUCAGCGGAUGGUACAUGGGGACAGAAAUUGGUGUUCGAGAUUACUGUGACAACUCCCGCUACAACAUACUGGAGGAAGUGGCCUUAAAAAUGAAUCUGGACACAAGGAAAACCUCCUCUCUGUGGAAGGAUCAAGCUCUGGUGGAGAUAAACAUUGCUGUGUUGUACAGUUUCCAGAGCGAUAAAGUAACAAUCGUGGACCAUCACUCUGCUACUGAGUCUUUCAUCAAACAUAUGGAGAAUGAAUACCGGUGCCGAGGAGGCUGCCCAGCAGACUGGGUUUGGAUAGUGCCGCCGAUGUCUGGAAGCAUUACACCUGUAUUUCACCAGGAAAUGUUAAACUACCGUCUUACACCUUCAUUUGAGUACCAGCCGGAUCCAUGGAAUACCCACGUAUGGAAAGGAGUUAAUGGAACGCCAACAAAGAAAAGGGCCAUUGGAUUUAAAAAGCUGGCAAAGGCAGUUAAAUUUUCGGCUAAAUUAAUGGGACAGGCCAUGGCUAAAAGAGUAAAGGCCACAAUUCUCUACGCAACAGAAACUGGGAAAUCACAAGUCUAUGCAAAAACUUUAUGCGAAAUCUUCAAGCAUGCAUUUGAUGCAAAGGUUAUGUCAAUGGACGAAUAUGACGUUGUGCACUUGGAGCAUGAAACACUUGUCCUAGUAGUGACAAGUACUUUUGGCAAUGGUGAUCCUCCAGAAAAUGGAGAGAAGUUUGGCUGUGCAUUAAUGGAAAUGAGACAUCCCAACUCUAACGUGGAGGAGAGGACAAGCUACAAAGUCCGUUUUAACAGCGUCUCGUCCUCUGCUGAUGCCCAGAAAUCAUCUGCUAAUGAGACGGGACCCAGAGACAACUUUGGAAGUGCAGGUCCCCUAGCUAAUGUUAGAUUCUCAGCAUUCGGACUGGGCUCCCGAGCUUAUCCCCACUUCUGUGCCUUUGCCCGUGCGGUUGACACGUUGUUGGAGGAGCUUGGAGGAGAAAGAAUAAUGAAAAUGGGGGAAGGGGAUGAACUGUGCGGACAAGAAGAAUCAUUUAGAACAUGGGCCAAAAAAGUGUUUCAGGCUGCAUGUGACGUCUUUUGUGUAGGAGAUGAUGUAAGUAUUGAAAAAGCAAACAACUCACUGAUUAGCAAUGACCGCAGCUGGAAAAGAAGCAAGUACCGAAUCAGCUUUGUGGCCGAGGCACCAGAACUUACACAAGCUUUAUACAGUAUUCACAAGAAGAAAGUGUAUGGAGCUCGUUUGUUGUCUCGCCAGAACUUGCAAAGCCCAAAAUCCAGCCGAUCCACUAUAUUCCUCAAACUUCACUCUAAUGGACAUAAAGAACUGUGCUAUAAACCUGGAGACCAUUUAGGAGUCUUUCCUGGAAACCAUGAAGAUCUAGUGAAUGCCUUGAUAGAGCGAUUAGACGAUGCUCCUCCUGUGAACCAAAUGGUGAGGGUAGAGAUGCUGGAAGAAAGAAAUACCGCUUUAGGUGUGAUAAGUAACUGGACAGAGGAGGAACGAAUUCCACCCUGCACCAUCUUCCAAGCCUUUAAGUAUUUCCUAGAUGUUACAACGCCCCCUACCCCUCUCCUCAUGCAGCAAAUUGCACUGCUGGCAACUGAUGAGAAGGAAAAGAAACGACUGGAGAUCUUAAGCAAGGGUUUGCAGGAAUAUGAGCAGUGGAAGUGGUACAAGAAUCCAACUAUUGUUGAGGUUCUAGAGGAGUUCCCUUCAAUUCAGAUGCCUUCAUCCCUGCUGCUUACACAACUACCCCUGCUACAACCACGAUACUACUCCAUCAGCUCUUCACCUGAGAUGUAUCCAGAAGAAGUCCACCUUACUGUUGCUGUUGUGUCCUACCGCACAAGAGAUGGAGAUGGGCCUAUACACCAUGGUGUCUGCUCCUCAUGGCUCAACAGAAUACACCCAGAUGAAGUUGUGCCCUGCUUUGUCAGAGGAGCUCCAAGUUUCCAAAUGCCCGAAGACCCACAGGUCCCCUGCAUUCUGAUAGGACCAGGCACUGGUAUUGCUCCAUUUAGGAGUUUUUGGCAGCAGCGUCUCUACGAUAUGCAGCACAGAGGACUGAAACCUUGUCCCAUGAUCUUGGUCUUUGGGUGUAGGGAAUCCAAAAUUGACCACAUCUACAAAGAGGAAACAAUGCAUGCAAAGAACAAAGGAGUGUUUAAAGAACUCUUCACAGCAUAUUCUCGGGAACCUAAUAAACCAAAGAAAUAUGUUCAAGAUGUACUGAAGGAACAGUUAUCUGAAGUCACAUACAAAGCUCUGAAGGAUCAAGGGGGUCACAUAUAUAUUUGUGGUGAUGUCAACAUGGCUGGGGAUGUCCUGAAGAGUCUUCAACAUGUUGUGAAAGAGAGCGGAAAUCUGACGAUAGAAGAAGCUGGGGCCUUCAUCAGCAAGCUAAGGGAUGACAAUCGGUACCAUGAAGAUAUUUUUGGAGUCACUCUUAGGACAUAUGAAGUUACAAAUCGACUCAGAUCUGAAUCUAUUGCAUUCAUUGAGGAAAGCAAAAAGGACUCAGAUGAGUAAGUUGAGGGUUUUCUGCUCAUAACUGGAAUGUCCCCUUUGUCAGUGGAUGCCAAACUGGUCAUGCAAGCACAUGAGAUACCACACCUGCAUGUACACUGUUUGUGGAGACAUACAUAAACCAUGUGUACUGCAUGUAUGACACAGCCACAUACUGUAACGCCUACACAUCCAUAUGACAAUGCUGAUAUUUACAUAUAAAUGACUUGCUUUGUUCUUACUCAUGUAAAGCCCCCAUUUCAGAAUGGGUUUUGAAACUUCAGCAGCAAAUGGUUAUCUUUUUUUAUGGGACUCUGAUCACCUCUCUGCCUGCUGCCCUGUGGUGUCUAUGUCCUGUAACCAUAUGCAUCUCUCUCUCUCUAUAUAUAAAUAUAUGUAUGUAAGGAAAGACAUAUAUAUGCAGAUAUCUACUACUUCAUCUAAAUAUUGGAUCCCACUUGUGUUGGAUAUAAUCUCACUGCUGUGUUCUUGCUUGACAUCCAGCAGUGCAUCUUGAAGCAAGACAUGAAAUGCAAAAUGACCACAGAGUUCCUUUCCUGGUGCAUGAAGCUUUUCAUUUUCCUCAGGCCUUGCUUGACAUUCUCUGGACUGAGAGAGUCUCUCACUUUUACUCGACUUGUAGAUAGCACUGUUAGUUGCACUGGAUGUUAGGUGGCAAGAUGCAUACUGUCUACAAUCUGCAUUUCUGUACCAUGAGUUUUGUUGUCCCACGAGUUUCAUUGUCCCACUUCCAUCUUUGAUCAUCCUCAAUUACUGUUUCAAGGAUAAGGCACACAAAUGUAGCAACAUUUAGCUAACUGGUAUAGAAGGAACCCUGACAGAGUGCAGCAUGAAAGCAUUUUACACUGCUGUUAUGCAAGGUUACAAACUGUAUUAUUUACAAUCUACAACCACCAGGGUUUCUGAACUUGGGAAACUUGGUUUGAUAAGCAGAUUGUCUCAGACCUCCUGUAUAAGAAGAACAAGUCAUCACAACAUAUUCAAUUCUGUGUCUAAGAAUUAUUUUUAUUAAAUCAACUGAGUUUAAAGUUUAUGGUUUGAAGGGAAAAGAAUGGCUUACUUUAAGCGCAUACAUUUCAUAGUCUGAGCCUCAAACCUUUCUGCAUUAAAACAAAUGUGAAGACAUUUUUUGCAAACUACAUGCGCAUCAAAAAGAUCUUCCUGACUCCAUGCUUUUCUGAAGAAAAAGAUAGUAGAGCAACACAUAGCAGUUGCAAAAAAAUAGCAAAGUGUUGAUAAUUGUGCUCUUUAAACUCUGCCUUUAAAUGCUGUGCAUUUCAUGUCAUUUGAACCAUAAGUGGGCCUUAUCUUUCUGCCUGGAAAUUCUCAGUCCUAACUCAAUGACAUUUUUUAGAACAUGAACGAAGCUAAAUCACUGUGCUUAUUAUAUGUUUUUCAGUGCAGAAAAAAAAAACCUAUCACUUAAUUUCUAAUCCUUUUAAUGUAACGAGAGAAAGCAGCUGUUUCCUGGAGCCUUUUACAGUUUUUUUUCAGUCCUAAACAUUAUUUCCCUAAUUCAUAGAAGGAUAUUAGGGAAGCUUUCUAGUACAGCCACAGUAUUCACAAAACAGUGUUAGGAGAUACUACUGGACCACUAACAAACUGGGAGCCUGAAAAGCAAUACCCAGUACUAUCAUGAAGUCACAGGGGCCGAAUUAUCUCAACCUGGGCCAAAAGAACCAGACGGGUAGCUAACAGCCCUGAUCUCAGCAGAACUCAAACAAGUCGAGCAAGCGAAUAUUGAAUACAACACAUGCAGAUUUCAUUCAUCAGAAGGUUUGGUAUAUUACUCCUUCAGUUUGACUAUAAGCAUGCACCUCCCUGUGUAUAGUCACAAGAGACCAGUGGUAUGAAUUAACAAUGCAUAUGUCUGUUUGAAACCAUUAACUAAAUAAACAAUGUAACUUCUUUGUGAAA